AGAAUAGAAGAAGAAAGAAUUAGACAACCAGGAAGAAGAAGACAGAAGGAAAAGUAGACAGACAGAGGAAGAGGAGGAAGAAGAAGCAGAAGAAGGGAAUAUGGUGUGUUUACGUUUUGGUCUCUGACAGCAGCCACCACCGCCCCCUCUGACAACCUCCGGCCGCCUCUCUCGGGCUGCUCUGUGUGUGUGUGUCUCUCUCUCUGACCAGCCAGCCCAGCCGCCUUAGCCAUCUCCUACCUUAACUCUCUCUCUCUCUCUCCCCGCCUUGUAUGGUCCAUCCCCUACUCCUUGUUUUUCUCAUGUUCAUUAUUUUUGCUAUUACUCCACUACUCGAGUUUCCAAAUCUCGUCUCCACCUUUCCCUGGAUUAAUUAUUCAUCGUUCCAUGCCGGUUGAUAAAAUAUUUGCAAGUACCGGCGAAUCCAGCAUCCUUUUGCCGGACUUGUUCUCUCUAGCUUGUUGAUCUUAGUCUAUUGUUUGUGACUUUUUAUGUAUAGAGAGUAUUGAACCAGAACACACCCUUAAAGUCUUUGAAUCAAAUAUUGUUUUUGUGUGUGUGUGAUUUUUUUUUUGGUUUUUUUGGUUGGGAAUUGUUUUUAAUUAAGAAGUUGUUCUUCUUAUCUAAAUUACUUCUUUCCAAUUUCCUAUCUCUUGCUUUGAGAGAAGAGAAGAGACCCUUAUCCCUUAAAAGAUUUGAGUUGAGAUCCCUCUAUCUUAUGAAUAUGGAAAGCGUGGUGAGUCUUUUGUUUUAUUGUAUUUGCCCUAUUUAUUCCUGCAAUUAAUUUGUGUUUUAAUUUGUGAUCUCACUAGAUAUAAGAUUUCCUAGGGCUUGCUUCAGAUUUCAUCCUAAAUCCAGCUAGUUUCAGGUCAUCACCCUCCCAGGUUUGAUGUGCUCAAUUCUUUUCCAGAAACCCGAACCCAUUAGUCUGGCUCACGGAUUAAACCUAUUUUUCCCGUUCAGAGCCCUCGGUAAUAAAUACUAGCUGGUCUUACAUGUGACUUUGCUACAUCCGGUGGUUGUUGCCCAAAUCGAGAAUUUGUAGUUAUAGAGGAGAGAUGGAUCAGUUCAGGAAAGAGGGUGGUAAUAAUACUCUUCGAGCGGGAUCACCAUCUGAAAGGAGGAUGCAGCAGCAUCAACAAAACCAUCCUGGGGCCCGGCCAAACGCCCCGACUCACCCUCCGCCACCGCCUCAGCAGGGGCACAAGUGCCCUCGGUGUGACUCGACCAACACCAAGUUCUGCUACUACAACAAUUACAGCCUCACACAGCCCCGGUACUUCUGCAAGGCCUGCCGCCGGUACUGGACCCAGGGCGGCACCCUCCGCAACGUCCCCGUCGGUGGAGGCUGCAGGAAGGGCUCUAAGCGUGCCAAGGCAUCCACUGCCGCCACAACUUCUGCAGCUGCCUCCUCACGCGCUCAGCCACCACCAGGUACGGUCGCUCCACCGAUCAUGAGUAGUAAUACCUCAUAUUACCCAAGCGGUGGUGGUGGCUUUUUGUCCUCCCUGGCAGCAAUUCAGUCGUCCAUUGGCCAGUCACCGCUUGAUCUUGGUGGCAGUGGCUCCUCCGGUAUGAAUAUCGGGUUCUUGCAAGGAUUAGGGAUCCUCCCUCCUUUAAGCUCACAAGCUCACUUGUUUAGAGCGCCUCCACCUCCUCCAGGCUUUUCAAAUAAUGAGUGGGUCAAUACUCAAGGGUUUAUGAGCAAUCUUGGUUCUAAUAAUGACAACCCCAGCGGUAACAUUGCUGGCUCGGCUGAUUCCACCAGCUUUUGGAGUCCUAACAGAACAAGCGGCGGUGCCACCAACUCCGCCGCCACCGGUGACAGAGACAGUGCCGGAGAAGGGACUUCAAUGAAUCCGAACCAGUGGCUGGGUCUCCCAGGGUACGGUCCACCUCAGUGAGAUCAUUAAGAUAUGUCAUGCCCACCUGGGAUCGGAGAAGUAAGUUUUAUUUCUCUUUGGAGCAGGUCACGUAUUGGGUUAGCACAUUGACCAGGGUUGCAUCAGAUUCAAUGUGCUAACCUGAUACAGCUGAUCCAUGAGAUACUUUUUCGACUUUCGGCUCGUGAUUCAAUGACAGUUAUAGUUGGAGGAAAAUUCUUUAUGUUAUAAUAGGGAGGGGAGUUUGGUUGAAUCAAAAAGGUUGAAGACGCAUUGUCAACAUGAAUAGUUAGCUAGCUAGUUAGUCUUUGAAUUAAGUUCAACAGGAAAUUUGACAUGGGAUAAUCUCUUUAAUUUCUCUCCCCUUUUCUGGUUAUCUUUUGUGUUCAUGGAUGUUUUCAUAGAGGAACAUACAAUGUUAUUAUAGGACACUAUUGAAUUAUUGGUUGCCCUUUAUUGUAUUGUAGAGAGAGGAUUUAUGGGUAAAGGGGUUUGUAGCUUGGGUAGUUUCGAAAUUUUGAAGGUACAAUAAUAGUACCAUAUCAGUUUUUCUUUUAAUAAUAUUUAACUUUCAAAAA
Punica granatum (pomegranate) is the source of this 2461-nucleotide messenger RNA. Lineage: Eukaryota; Viridiplantae; Streptophyta; Magnoliopsida; Myrtales; Lythraceae. The record is from RefSeq and is a predicted model, not a curated record.